Cuscuta campestris is the source of this 801-nucleotide messenger RNA. The record is from the annotation of a GenBank genome assembly. NCBI's taxonomy places the organism in Eukaryota, Viridiplantae, Streptophyta, Magnoliopsida, Solanales, Convolvulaceae.
CUAAUUAGCAUUGUGUGUAGCAUUUCACAUUCUUUUUUUGGCAUUAGUGCAUUACAUGUUGACAUACUUUGACAUUAUAAGUAAAUUUUUCAAAAUUCACAAUGGGAGCUAUUUGGCCUUAAUUUUAUUAUUUUAUCAUUAUCCAAAAUUAAAAGGGAUCCCUCCUUUCCUCUGCUAGAAGAAGCCUAGAAUAGUAAAAUGGCUGUUCCCUGGAACGUGGCUGAAAUUCCUGGCCGGAAUCUUAAUUUGCCGGUGACGCGGGGCGCGUUUCCCGUUCAUCCCUCCCGAGCAUCCUUGAGCCGGGUGCGUUGUACGCCGGUUCCGCAGCAGAUUGAUUCAGGGAUAUUAUGUGAGCCUUGUGGUGGCAAAGGAUGGCUGCUUUGCGAUUUUUGCAAAGGGCAAAAGACCAAUGUACAAUCUGCAACUACAAAGAUAUACCGUCGUUGUCCUUCUUGCAGGGCUAUCGGAUAUGUUGUGUGUUUGAAAUGCAAAGUUUUCAAGUGUGUCACAUACCCAAAUGCUUAUGAUGAUGCGAAGUAGAGUUUGUAAUCGCAUUUUGAUGUGGGAACUAACAUUCUUUUUAAAUGUUACUAGUAUUUGUAUACCAUUUUUAACACCGCAUUUGACAUCAUUCUUCUUAAUUGAGAUCACAGACAUUCGAUAAUUUUCACGGUCUAAAAAUGUUUGUAAGAAAAGUGGUGUCAAAUGUGGUUUAAAAUGUUUGUAAGAAAAGUGGUGUCAAAUAUGGUGUAGUCCAAACAUGGUUGAUUUUUUUUAGCUUAAGAAAUCACUGUCAACAAA